CCAGCUGCUAGCAGAGAUUACCCUGAGUGUUUUAACGGGGAAUAUUUACAGCCUAAUAGUUCGGAAGAGAUGAUUGCACUAAUUUUCUUUUCUGCCCUGCUGUGGGACAAGGCUCAGGCGUGGGGAUUCAAGGACGGAGUGCUGCAUAACUCUAUUUGGUUAGAACGAGCAGCUGGAGUGUAUCACAGGGAGUCACGCUCUGGGAAGUACCAGCUCACCUACGCAGAAGCAAAAGCAGUCUGUGAAUACGAGGGAGGACAUCUAGCCACGUAUCAGCAGCUGGAGGCGGCGAGAAAAAUAGGUUUCCACGUGUGUGCUGCUGGCUGGAUGGCGAAGGGCAGAGUUGGUUAUCCCAUAGUAAAAGCUGGAGCCAACUGUGGCUUUGGAAAAACCGGUAUUGUCGAUUACGGGAUUCGCCUCAACAGAAGCGAGAGAUGGGAUGCCUACUGCUACAACCCUAACGCAAAAGAAUGUGGUGGAGUCUUCACAGAUUCAAAACAUGUUUUUAAGUCACCAGGCUACCCAAAUGAGUACGAAAAUGACCAAAUUUGCUACUGGCAUAUUAGAGUGAAGUAUGGACAACGUAUUCAUCUACAGUUUCUAGAGUUUGAUGUGGAAGAUGACAUUGCUUGUAUGGCUGAUUUCUUGGAAGUCUAUGAUAGCUAUGAUGAUAUCAAUGGCUUCGUGGGCAGGUUUUGUGGAGAUGAGUUGCCAGAUGAUAUCAUUAGCACAGGCAAUGUUAUGACCUUGAAGUUUUUGUCAGAUGCCUCAGUGACUGCUGGUGGUUUUCAAAUUAGAUAUAUUACUAUAGACAUGCCUUCAAAGUCAAGCGAUGGAAAGAAUAUCACAUCCCAAGGAAAACCAAACUUUUUAUCUGGAAAAUUUGGUAUUAUGUGAGCAGAGUAACGAGAUGCACUCA
Messenger RNA from Pelecanus crispus (Dalmatian pelican), 919 nucleotides. RefSeq names its product TNF alpha induced protein 6 (gene TNFAIP6). NCBI's taxonomy places the organism in Eukaryota, Metazoa, Chordata, Aves, Pelecaniformes, Pelecanidae. Gene Ontology annotation, biological process: cell adhesion; negative regulation of inflammatory response. The record is from RefSeq and is a predicted model, not a curated record. Gene Ontology annotation, molecular function: hyaluronic acid binding.